Oncorhynchus masou masou (cherry salmon) is the source of this 6190-nucleotide messenger RNA. RefSeq names its product transcriptional repressor RHIT-like. The transcript has 6 exons. Bases 191 to 1924 code for a protein of 577 amino acids. Gene Ontology annotation, molecular function: DNA-binding transcription factor activity, RNA polymerase II-specific. The record is from RefSeq and is a predicted model, not a curated record. Gene Ontology annotation, biological process: regulation of transcription by RNA polymerase II. Gene Ontology annotation, cellular component: nucleus. NCBI's taxonomy places the organism in Eukaryota, Metazoa, Chordata, Actinopteri, Salmoniformes, Salmonidae.
GUGAUCAAAAACUAUUUCCACGUUAGCAUUGUUAUUUAGACGUUUAUUAUCACCAUGGAACUCAAUAUCAGUCAUUUAACGGCAUAGCGUCACAUACUUACCCAAUGUAGUUUAAAAUUCGCCUUGGUGCCAGGACUUGGUUAAUAGAGAUUAUUUAGGUAACGCUACUUAGGUAUCACGUUAGCUAACAAUGGCUAACUGUAACGAUAUGGUUUUUCACACUCAAAUAGCCUCCAUCAUGGAGGUACUAGCGAAUGCAGCCGUGGCAGAGAUCUGUAAACUCGUAGACGACGACUAUGCACUGUUUCGUUUGGAAAUAACUCAAAGCCAGAAAGAUAACAGGACAUUGCGGAGGAAACUACAGCUACUGGAACUGAAGAUGGCACGGGAGCGCGCAGAGGGGACAAUGCGAGAGCGCGCCCUUGCAGGUCGUCCCAGUAGUGUCAAGUUCCUCGACCGACACAGAGGAAUGGCAAGAGGUGAAGGAAGUCUCACUGGAGGCCACAGGAGCUUUGUUAAGCCAAUGAAGCACAAUUCAUGGAGAGAUGACCAACCAAUUACUGUUGAUGAGGGGAGUGGAACCUCAACCCAGCAUGUUAUCAUGAUAGAGUCUGCAGAUGCAGAGACUGCAGGUCCUGGGGUCAAGAUGGAGAGGUCUGAAGGAGAGGAAGACCCACGACACACCAGAGACAUCCAAACUGGAACGCCCUCUGUAGCCAUGGAGGACCCCACCACCGCCCCAGCGCAGCCCAGGACCCGAAGCAGCAUCACUGAGUCAGUAGACAUGGAGGAUGGGAAGCCUGAUCUGCUGCUGGUCAAAGAGGAGACAAUAGAAGACGAACCAGAGAGCAUUGAUCUGCUGAGUGGACUAAAGAUGGGGGCGCAAGGAGACUGGGUGGCCAUCUUGGAUACCCAGACCAGUGCAGCCAAGAGCCCAGGGGACAACAUCAUUGAUCAGGGCAGGACCAGAGGUGAUAUAGUGGAGUCUGCAGCCCAUGAAGACCUGCUGAUAUCCAGUGUUACUGGUGGGAGAGAGUGGACCUCUGAGGUGGCUGGCCAUAAACCCUGGACCCGGAUCAGGACCCUGGAUCAGGAGCCUUCGCUCUUCAUUCCCGAGUCGGAACCAGGACACAAUCGCGAAGUACAGAGACUCCACCACACAGAACACAACCAGUGGACAGGUGGACUGAACAACCUCAGUCCUGAUGGUCAUCAGAGAGACAGAGGCUCCAGUCAGGGAUCCAGUCUGCAGCCCAGACCCUUCUCUUCACAGUCUCAGUGCAGGGAUGAAGCAGGGCCUGGAGCUAAUAGAGAUAGACCCUCCUGUUCCUAUGAUACAAACACCACACUAUCCAUGAUGAACAGAGCAGGUCAACCUGGGCUUCAGCCUUCACAGAGAGUGGUGGGAGACCCCCCUGGUGGUAGUUUUUCAGCAAGUCUGUCUUCUCCUUCAGGUUCUCAUCUAAUGCCUGGUGACUGGGUUCAUGGAAAGCCUGGGCCUGGGUCUAACCUUCCUCAGUUUCCUCCUGGUUACCCCACCAAUACAGACAGGGUCAGGAUGGGUGUACAACACGAGAGGUACCUAGCCUAUAACACAUCACAUAAUCCCAACAACACCCAAACAAUGGCUAGAGGUCAGGGAGGGAGCUCAAAGACUAACAAUCUGAGGGUGGUUCUACCUGCUUCUACCUCCUCUGGUGUCAUUGGGUCACAACAUGGGAGGCCGAGCAUUAGGACGGAUGCAGACAAGCCGUAUGCCUGCCCCACAUGUGGGAAGAAUUUUGCUAAGGCAAAAUAUGUGAAGCAGCACCAGACCAUUCACACCAAUGAGAGGCCCUUCAAGUGCAAACUAUGUUACAAGAGCUUCUCCUUCCUGAGUAUCCUUAUCAGACAUAAGAGUGUCCAUAAUGGGGAGAAAUCGUAGCAGUGUGGCUUGAGUUUUACGCAGGGGAUAUCUGGGAACUAUUCUUUAGCUUAAAUAUUAUUGUUAUCAUGUGAAGUGUCUUGGGGUAAGAGAGUUUUUUGGAUUACUAAGUCCCUCAGUAUCUGGGCAUGCUGUCUUUCUCACAGGAUACAGACUUUUUGUUUGGUGUGCUGGCAUAGCUAUAGCACUGUCAUUUAAGUCUAACACUAUAUUCACCCUUUGAAUUUGGUUUUGCCUAUAUUCUAUUCAUAACAAAAAUAAUGUCCCUCUUUUAUAUAACACCUUCAUAACACACCCCUACCCCCAAAAAGUAUUUGGCAUAAUCAGGAGGCAUCUGUUUCUUUAUGUACUAAAAAUAGAUGAUUAAAUCGGUGAAUGAGAAAUUAUGUUAUCUUUUUAUUUGCUUAAAAAUUUGACUUAGUUUCCUUGAAUUCCUUGGCUUCCUUCGAACAUAUUGUCACAACAAUGAGCCAGAUAUUUCACCGGAUGUAUAAAUGUGAAGCAUCCAUUUGGUGUUGCCACUCACGACCAAAUAUGGUGAUGAGAGGAAGCCCAGUGGUCGGCAGUGAGAGAAAAUGGAGCGAGAUUGAUUUUGGCCGACAUUCUGUUAAUUUUCUCAUCAAUUAAACAUUUGUUCUCAAUACAGUUUUCUGCUUUCAAAACUAUAAUCUGUUAGGAACAGAGUGGACUAAGUUUGGCAGACUUUACCCUUUGCCAAAACACAAUACCCCAUAAUGACAAAACCAAAAAAAGGUUUUUAGAAAUGUUUGCUCAUUUACAACAUCAAGUCUUAUUGGGGAUGACGCUACAAGCUUGGCACACCUGUAUUUGGGGAGUUUCUCCCAUUUUUCUCUGCAGAUCCUCUCAAUCUCUGUCAGGUUAGAUGGGGAGAGUCGUUGCACAGCUAUUUUCUGGUCUUUCCAGAGAUGUUUGAUCGGGUUCAUGUCCGGGCUCUGGCUGGUCCACUCAAGCACAUUCAGUGACUUGUCCCGAAGCCACUCCUGCGUUGUCUUGGCUGUGUGCUUGGGUCCUUGUAUGGUUGGAAGGUGAACCUUGGCCCCAGUCUGAGGUCCUGAGCGCUCUGGAACAGGUUUUCAUCAAGGAUGAAAUGGUCAGAGUCCUUUAGGUGCCUGUUGGCAAACUCCAAGCGGGCUGUCAUGUGUGUUUUACUGAGGAGUCGCUUCUGUCUGGUCACUCUACCAUAAAGGCCUGAUUGGUGGAGUGCUGCAGAGAUGGUUGUCCUUCUGGAAGGUUCUCCCAUCUCCACAGAGGAACGCUGGAGUUCUAUCAGAGAAACCAUCGGGUUCUUUGUUACCUCCCUUACCAAGGUCCUUCUCCCCCGAUUGCUCAGUUUGGCCGAGACAGCCAGUUCUAGGGAGAGUCUUGGUGAUCCAUACUUCUUCCAUUUAAGAAUGAUGGAAACCACUGUGUUCCUGGGGACCUUAAAUGCUGCAUAAAUGUUAUGGUACCUUUCCCAGAUCUGUGCCUCGACACAAUCCUGUCUAGGAGCUCUACGGACAAUUCGGUAUUUCAGCCACACCCGUUGUGGAGAGGUGUAUAAAAUCAAGCACACAGCCAUGCAAUCUCUAUAGGCAAACAUUGGCAAUAGGAUGGCCUUACUGAAGAGCUCAAUGACUUUCAACGUGGCACCGUCAUAGGAUGCCACCUUUUAUCACAUUUCUGCCCUGCUAGAGCUGCCCCGGUCAACUGUAAGUGUUGUUAUUGUGAAGUGGAAACCUCUAGGAGCAAGAACGGCUCAGAUGCGAAGUGGUAGGCCACACAGGCUCACAGAACGGGGCCCGCCGAGUGCUGAAGUGAGUAAAAAUCAUCUGUCCUUGGUUGUAACACUCGCUACCGAGUUCCAAACUGCCUCUGGAAUCAACGUCAGCACAAGAACUGUUCUUUGGGAGCUUCAUGAAAUGUGUUUUCAUGGCCGAGCAGCCGCACGCAAGCCUAAGAUCACCAUGCACAAUGCCAGGCAUUGGCUGGAGUGGUGUAAAGCUCGCUGCCUUUGGACUCUGGAGCAGUGGAAUUGCGUUCUCUGGAGUGAUGAAUCAUGCUUCACCAUCUGGCAGUCCGACGGACUAAUCUGGGUUUGGCGAAUGCCAGGAGAAUGUUGCCUGCCCGAUUACAUAGUGCCAAAUGUAAAGUUUGGUGGAGGAGGAAUAAUGGUCUGGGGCUGUUUUUCAUGGUUCUGGCUAGGCCCAGCAAACAAUGAUAUUCAAAUUGUAUUUUUAUUUCACCUUUAUUUAACUAGGCAAGUCAGUUUAUAACAAAUUCUUAUUUACAAUGACGGACUACCCCGGGCCAAUUGUGCGCCGCCCUAUGGGACUCCCAAUCAUGGCCAGAUGUGACACAGCCUGGACUCGAACUAGGGACUAUAGUGACACCUCUUGCACUGAAAUGCAGUGCCUUAGACCACUGCGCCACUCAGGAGCCCAUUCUAGAAGAUUCUAUGCUUCCAACUUUGUGGCAACAGUUUGGUGAAGGCCCUUUCCUGUUUCAUCAUGACAAUGCCCCCGUGCACAAAGCGAGGUCCAUACAGAAAUGGUUUGUCAAGAUCGGUGUGGAAGAACUUGACUGUCCUGCACAGAGCCCGACCUCAACCCCAUCGUACACCUUUGGGAUGAAUUGGAACGCUGACUGGGAGCCAGGCCUAAUCGCCCAACAUCAGUGCCCUACCUCACUAAUGCUCUUGUGGCUCAAUGGAAGCAAAUGUUCUUGCAGCAAUGUUCCAACAUCUAGUGGAAAGCCUUCCCAGAGGAGUGGAGGCUGUUAUAGCAGCAAAGGGUGUACCAACUCCAUGUUAAUGCCCAUGAUUUUGGAAUGAGAUUUUUGAUGAGCAGGUGUCCACAUACUUUUUGUCAUGUAGUGUACAUGUGAGCCUGAAAUGGAAUGAGGCCGACCUGACUGCGAGGCAAGUGCUGGCUGAGGCAAGUGCUGGCUGAGGCUGCUGAGCAGCACAGUGAAAUUAGUGUGGAAGGGGCACAGUGCGUCCGAAUGCUGAUUGUUUAUCAAUAAAUUAUUGAGGGGGACGAAUCGACCCAUUCUGAAUAUUGUGGGUGACAUUAAUAUCUUUGGAAUCAAUGUUUGUGGGUGACAUUAAUAUCUUUGGAAUCAAUGUUGGUAAUACCAUAAUUAUGGAUAGUCAUGAAUGAGUCGUGAUUAAUGAUGAGUGAGAAAGUUACAGAGGCAUAAAUAUCAUACCCCCACCCCCCAAAAAAAUGCUAACCUCCCCUGUUAUUGGUAAUGUUGAGAAGAUACCAUGUUUUGGGGGUAUUUAUUAGGAUCCUCAUGACUCUACCUGGGGUCAAAACAGAGUUAAAACAGUUACAGUACAUCAAAACACAACAACAGCCUACAUCAUAAAUGAAACAAUACAUCAUACAAAACAUUAUUACAUUAUGAAAAAAUGUACAAUGUAAAAUCCACAAUGCCACAACAUUACAGUGUGUAUGUAUGAGCGUGUCUCUUCGUGUUUCCGGGAGGUGUUUUGUCAUCUUUUUUAAAAUCAGAUUUUACUGCCCUUCUGGUAUGAAUUCUACAAGGUGAUGCAUUCAAACGUUGCUCAAUUCAUAUCAAGGGACCUAACAUGUACCAGGAAAACAUUCCCCACACCAUAACACCAGCCUGUACUGUUGACACCGGACAGGAUCAAAUCAAAAUCAAAUCAAAUUUAUUUAUAUAGCCCUUCGUACAUCAGCUGAUAUCUCAAAGUGCUGUACAGAAACCCAGCCUAAAACCCCAAACAGCAAGCAAUGCAGGUGUAGAAGCACGGUGGCUAGGAAAAACUCCCUAGAAAAGCCAAAACCUAGGAAGAAACCUAGAGAGGAACCAGGCUAUGUGGGGUGGCCAGUCCUCUUCUGGCUGUGCCGGGUAGAGAUUAUAACAGAACAUGGCCAAGAUGUUCAAAUGUUCAUAAAUGACCAGCAUGGUCGAAUAAUAAUAAGGCAGAACAGUUGAAACUGGAGCAGCAGCACGGCCAGGUGGACUGGGGACAGCAAGGAGUCAUCAUGUCAAGUAGUCCUGGGGCAUGGUCCUAGGGCCGCGGUUCAGUUGAAACUGGAGCAGCAGCACGGCCAGGUGGACUGGGGACAGCAAGGAGUCAUCAUGUCAGGUAGUCCUGGGGCAUGGUCCUAGGGCUCAGGUCCUCCGAGAGAGAGAAGGAGAGAAUUAGAGAACGCACACUUAGAUUCACACAGGACACCGAAUUGGACAGGAGAAGUACUCCAGAUAUAACAAACUGACCCCAGCCCCCGACACAUA